Molecule: messenger RNA, 1583 nt
Organism: Polyodon spathula (Mississippi paddlefish)
Lineage: Eukaryota; Metazoa; Chordata; Actinopteri; Acipenseriformes; Polyodontidae
Product: E3 ubiquitin-protein ligase TRIM17-like
Exons: 6
Coding region: 669-1583 (304 amino acids)
Biological process (GO): protein ubiquitination
Molecular function (GO): ubiquitin-protein transferase activity; zinc ion binding
Source: RefSeq, a predicted model, not a curated record
UACUUGUUUACAUAUGCAGCAGCUUUCUCUAACUCCUGGGCUUCCUGGUAUGCUGGCCAAUGAAAUGGCAGAUCUAGCAGCAAAACGUGGGCUAAAAAGGGAGACGAUUGAUGUGGUGAUUCCUCUGGGAUCUCAGGACAUGGGAGUUUUUGUAAAAAAAAAAAAAAAUAAGUAAAAGAAUGACAGGAGAGAUGGGAUAAAAGUAUAAAAGGAAGGUUUUAUUAUAAUAUUUAGAAAUUAGUUAAUAAUAGUUGGUUAAGUAAGGAGUCGGGGAGGAAAGAGGAAAGGUCUUUGGAUAGGUUGCUUUGAAUGAUAAUUUCUGUAGAUUCGAUAAAUAUAUCAGUGGUAUAUGAGAGAAGUGUAAGGUUCCAGACAAAGUGGCACAUUAUGUAAUAGAGUGAAAUUUGAAGAACAAAGGCAGAACUUGAAGAGGACGUUGAUGAACAUGGGGGCUAUAUGACCUAAGAAUGAAUAGCUUGUUGGGAAAAGGGAAAGAGGAUGGGAGACGAAAAAGAGAAAAAUAAUAACUGAAUAUAUUACAGAAACAGGAAAAGCAGGAAUAUAGAUUAUAAAUGAAGAUAUUGAAGAAAAAAACACAACUACAGACAGGGGCACUAAUCAUCUAAAUGUACAGGUGGAAUACGCUGUAAAAUAAUAAUUUUAAAAAAAUGUUAACGUACUUUGAAACGCAGCACAUACCUCUAGUCAGCAGUCCCACAAUUCCACACACUCUCUUCACUUCCUGUUUGUCAGCACGGGGUCAGUUGUUUAUCAUGGCUGCAGCGGCUUCGGGAGAGACAGGGGAACUUCAGAAAGAACUGAUUUGUGCAAUUUGCCUUGACUUUUUUGACGAUCCUGUUAUUUUACAAUGCGGACACAACUUCUGUCGAGAUUGCAUUCUCGUUCACUGGCAGGAGAAUGGCAGCAAUGGCCAGGGUUACAGGUGCCCUGAGUGCAGACGGGCCUUUCCCAGCAUGACUUUCACCAAGAAUUAUUUGGUUCGGAACUUGGUGGACAGGCUUGAUGACCUGGAAUUCUUUAAACCCAAACAAACCAAAGCAGCCGUACCCCAGGCCAAGGAGGAAGGACGAUGUGAAAAACACCAUGAAGAACUUAAGCUUUUCUGCAAGACAGACAACAAGCUCAUUUGUGUGAUAUGCCGGGAGUCCAGAGCUCACAAGCAUCAUGAUGUUGCCCCUCUGCCUGAGGUUAUUGAAGACUUAAAGGAUGAUCUUCGAUGUAAGCUCACUAACCUGAAUGAAGAUAAAAUCUAUUGUAUGAAAGUGAAGAAUGAAGAUGUGGACACUCGUUUAAAUAUUCAGAUGAUGAAAUUGCAGCUGAAGGAAAGUAUUGAGGCCAGUGUUGGACAGCUUGUUCAGUUCCUGCUGGAUGAAAAAGACGAACUAUUGGCAAAGCUAGAUACUGAGGAACAAACAGCGCUCUCUAUAGUAGAAAACAACAUCCAGAGGCUGGAAAAUCUGAUAACUGAGAUGGAAAAAGAGAUCACAGAAAUCCAGGGCAAUCUCAGUCAGCCGUCUUUUGAGGUGUACAAAGAGAAGAGGUCCUUCUUUUUAAACAGCUAA